AUGGCCGACCUGCCCAAGGUCUCGCUCGCCGACCUCCUCUCCGGAACCGUGCCUCUCGUCGACAGUGGCGGCGUCCGUGGAGAAGAUGGCGGUGCUGGCAGCCAUCCUCGGCCGCGCCCCGCCUCCUCGGACCGCGAGCUCUUCCUGCACGGCGACGACUCGGCGCUGCCCGCGGCCGAGGCGGCCGCGUGGCGUGCCGCGGUGGACCGCCACCUGCAGGCAGGCACGCAGUUUGUGGACAGCGACUUCCCGGCGACGCAGCUGUCGAUCCGGGGAAAGGACGAGCCGGACGAGGAGGCGCGGCCGGCGCCGCCACCGGCCGUGGCGGCUGGCGAGGCCCCCAAGUGCCGCUGCGGCGUGCAGGCGACGCCCGCGACCGUGGGCAAGGAUACGCCAAACAAGGGGCGGCGGUACUUUCACUGCCCGACCCGCGAGUGCGGCUUCUUUGCGUGGGCCGACGGCGGAGAGGUGACCUUCCGGCGCGGCGGCAGCGCUGCCAAGCUGAGCUGGGCGCGGCUGCCGCUCGCGCUGCACGUAGUCUGCGACUCCGGCGCCCGCGCCGACGGCAGGGCGGAGGAUGACUCCUCAGCGGAGCACUCAAUGAAUGGCUCGUUAGGCUUCCGCGCCGAGGACCUGCGGCAGGGCGGCGUCGGCGACUGCUGGUUCAUGAGCGCGCUCGCCGUGGCGCGCAACGCGGCCGGCUGCCACUGCCUGCGCCUCUUCCUCGACGGCGCGUGGACGUCAGUCUGGAUCGACGACCAGCUGCCGGUGACGGCGGCGCCGCGGCGAGACCACCUCGCCUUCGACACAAAGCUCGCCUUUUGCCGCUGCGGCUCCGCGAGCGGCGAGCAGCAGCUGUGGGCGUCGCUGGUCGAGAAGGCGUACGCCAAGGCGCACGGCUCGUACCAGUCCAUCUCCGGCGGCUGGGUGGCCGAGGCCCUUCUCGACCUGACCGGCGCGCCCACCGAGAUGCAGUACCUCGGCGACGCCCGCUUCGACUCGGAGGCGACGUGGGCUCGACUCAAGGCUUACGCGGCGCUCGAGCUGCCAAUGGGGUGCGGCACGAACAACGCCGAGGGGAGCAACCUGAGGCAGGUCGGCCUCGUCGGCGGGCACGCCUACUCGAUCCUCGACGUGAGGGAGGCGGCCACCCGCGCGGGCGAGGUGGCCGCGCUUGCUGCUGCGCUGAGGACUCGCUGGCCACGAGUCGCUCGCGAGGUGGUCCGCCUGCUGCGCGUGCGCAACCCGCACGGCUGCACAGAGUGGAACGGCGACUGGAGCGACGCGUCCGACAAGUGGGCCGAGCUCGUCGGAGGCGUCGAGGGCGGAGGCGGCGCCUCGUCCCCCUCCGGCGCCGCCGCUCUGCCUCUGUGCCCCUACGGCGCCGCCUGCUACCGGCGCAGCUCGCAGCACCGCGCAGAGUACCGCCACCACCGGCUGCCGACCGACCAGGCUGCGCGAGGCGGCGGAGGAGGCGACGGGUUCGACCGCACGGGAGUGGACGACGGCACGAUCUGGGUCGGCUAG
This is a messenger RNA of Emiliania huxleyi CCMP1516, 1527 nucleotides long. RefSeq lists its product as hypothetical. Gene Ontology annotation, molecular function: calcium-dependent cysteine-type endopeptidase activity; zinc ion binding. The transcript is spliced from 7 exons. Gene Ontology annotation, biological process: proteolysis. The record is from RefSeq and is a predicted model, not a curated record. NCBI's taxonomy places the organism in Eukaryota, Haptophyta, Isochrysidales, Noelaerhabdaceae. The coding region runs from base 1 to 1527 and encodes 508 amino acids. Gene Ontology annotation, cellular component: cytoplasm.